Messenger RNA from Melopsittacus undulatus (budgerigar), 1379 nucleotides. It is a transcript of the gene SPINK5, whose product is annotated as serine peptidase inhibitor Kazal type 5. The transcript has 14 exons. The record is from RefSeq and is a predicted model, not a curated record. The coding region runs from base 68 to 1093 and encodes 341 amino acids. NCBI's taxonomy places the organism in Eukaryota, Metazoa, Chordata, Aves, Psittaciformes, Psittaculidae. Gene Ontology annotation, molecular function: protein binding.
UUUCUUUGGGUUUCAUUGAGCAAUGCACUAAUAGAGUCAACGUAGGCAAACAGCUGCCACCCUCACCAUGAAAAUAGAAGGUGCCUCGGUGGUCCUUGCUCUGGCAUUUUUCUGCUUCUUCUCAGAUGUUGCCAGCCAAGCUUCGAUUAAGGAUGAGUGCACGAAAAUUUGGUCACUUCUGCGCAGUGGGAAGUUUUCCUGUCCCACCACCAAGGAGCACAUCAGCAGCCCGGAUGGAAAAGCAGACCUCAACAAGUGCCUGAUGUGCCAAAGGCUGCUGGAAAAAGACUCAAAAAGCAAAGGGAGUGGUGAAGAGGUGAACAGGAAUGCGGACUCCUUGGGAGAGGAUGACUGCCGAGAGUUUCGGGACCUGUUCAAGAAAGGAAAACUUUCCUGCACCAGAGAAAAUGAUCCCGUCCGGGAUUCGUCUGGGAAACAGCACAGCAAUAAGUGCAUCAUGUGUGCAGAGAAGUUCAAAAGGGAGAAUGGACAGGAGUCAUCUAGAAACAGACAAAAGGAAGAUAAGGACGUCUGCAGUGAGUUUCGCUCCCAGUUUGAAGCUGGUGGACGACUGUCCUGCACGAGGGAGAACGACCCUGUUCGGGACUCCUCUGGCAAGCAGCACAUCAACAAAUGUCUCAUGUGCGCUGAGAAGUUAAAAAAAGAAGCCCAAAGAGGGAUUCAGUCUGGUGGAACUGGCCAGCGCAACAAACAAGCUUCAGGGAACACAAGCCAGAAGGGCUGCAGUGGUUCAGGGUCACAGCAGAAGACAAAUGAGAGACGUCCCUUCUCAUCGAGCAGAGAACCACAAGGAAACGCAGCUCAGAGCGGUGGGAACUGCAAGACGACACCUGGCCGCAAGACACAGAGCAGGGACACGGAUGCCUACCGGCUGCUGGACUGUGAUCGAAUUCUGCACGGGGUAAAGGGUGGAAGGAUUUUCUGCAGCAAAUCCUCAGAACCAGUCUGUGGCACUGAUGGGAAAACAUACAAAAAUGAAUGUGACUUGUGUUCAGCUGCCAUGAAAGCUUCAAACUACAUCACGGUAAACUAUCGAGGUGAAUGCAAAAAGCCUGCUCCUGAAGUGAAGUAAUGGAGCUCAGACUGCCAGCAAACACCAGGGAUCAGCUGUGACCAAAGGGCAAGUAAAGGAAGAGAUGAUGUUGAGCAUCAGGAGAGCUGCCAAGUCCCCAGGACUGCCAGAGCUGUCUUCAUCCCCAUCUGCGGCCAGCGGGCCCUGUCUUGCUCAGGUGGAGGGCAAAGGGCUGUGGGGAUGCAGUGGUGUCUUCCCAGAUCUGCCCCAUGCGCGCCGUCGCGGUCUCUGCUGCCUCGCUGUGUCUUUAAUGUGCUUCUACAAUAAAGAUAACUCAGCAUCUUCA